UAACUCUUAGCCUUGCCUAUCCUAGGUAGUUAUGCUGUGCAAUUUUUUUUAUUGGUGUACCAUGUUUGAUUUGUCCCUGAUAUCUUUGGAGUUUUUCUGAGAAAUGGAGCAGUAAUGCAGCAUCAACUUAUUAAAAUACAUUUUAAGCCUUUUAAUUUUCUGUGCUGUUUUUGAAAGGGAAUGGAGGGAGGGGAGUUCUGUCUCAAGAGCUGAGCAUAUGCUCUAGAAGGCUAAACCUUUAUUACCUUUUGCUCAAAAGUGUGAAUCCAUCUAGGCAAACUUGGAGAGAUUGGAUGCAUACUAUGGCUUAAGUGGUUGACAAAGAUUGGUGCUAUUGGCAGUACGUGACACAAUGAUGAAGGGAAAGCAGCUGUUUUGAAAGGGGAAGAAAAUGAACUGGAGGAACUGGGGUACCUUAAUUGAGCUGGGAAGGGUCUCAAAAUUGGGAUUCAAUUCUGAGCAGCUGCUAGCAUGUCAGAGGCUUGGAAUCGACCUGGUAAAUCUAAAAGUGUCUCAGCAGUGAUUAGCUGACCUCACCGAAGUUCCAAGCCCUACUCUGCUUGAUCCUUUUUUCUUGAGCCUCAGAGCUAAAAUGUUUCUGAGCCCCUUCCGAUUGGUUGAGAAGACCAAUUGAAGUUCCCUUGCCCAUGUUAGGAGGUAUACGCCUCCUGAACUAAAGAUAGAAACAGCUGACCCUUCCAGGCAGCUAAAAGCCUCCAGACUAAGAGGUGUUCCCUACUCGGCAGCCAGACUCCUUGAAAUACCCUUUCAGUAAUUCUACCAACGUUCUCCAUGUCUCUACUCUGCCAUAACAAAGGCUGUGGGCAGCACUUUGACCCCAAUGCAAACCUUCCUGAUUCCUGUUGCCAUCACCCUGGGGUCCCAAUCUUCCAUGAUGCGCUUAAGGGUUGGUCCUGCUGCCGGAAGCGAACUGUAGAUUUCUCUGAGUUCUUAAACAUCAAGGGCUGUACUGUGGGACCACACUGUGCUGAGAAGCUCCCUGAGGCCCCUCAACCUGAGGUGCCUGCCACAAGCAGUUCACUUCAGGAGCAAAAACCUCUGAAUACGAUCCCAAAGUCAGCAGAGACUUUGCGUCGGGAGAGGCCCAAGUCAGAGUUACCUCCAAAGCUGCUUCCACUAAAUAUAUCCCAAGCCCUGGAAGUGGCAUUGGAACAGAAGGAAUUAGACCAAGAACCUGGAGCAGGACUUGACAGUAGUCUGAUCUGGACUGGUUCCAGCUGCCAGAAUCCAGGAUGUGAUGCGGUUUACCAAGGCCCUGAGAGUGAUGCUACUCCAUGUACCUACCACCCAGGAGCACCUCGAUUCCAUGAAGGGAUGAAGUCCUGGAGCUGUUGUGGCAUCCAGACCCUGGAUUUUGGGGCAUUCCUGGCACAGCCAGGAUGCAGAGUUGGUAGGCAUGACUGGGGGAAGCAGCUGCCAGCGUCUUGCCGUCAUGAUUGGCACCAGACAGAUUCUGUAGUAGUGGUGACUGUGUAUGGCCAGAUUCCACUUCCUGCGUUCAACUGGGUGAAGGCCAGUCAAACUGAGCUUCAUGUCCACAUUGUCUUUGAUGGUAACCGUGUGUUCCAAGCACAGAUGAAGCUCUGGGGGGUCAUAAACGUGGAGCAGAGCUCUGUCUCCUUGAUGCCAUCUCGGGUUGAAAUCUCCUUGGUCAAAGCUGACCCAGGAUCCUGGGCCCAGCUGGAGCACCCUGAUGCGCUAGCUGAGAAGGUUAAGGCAGGGACUGGGUCAGAGAUGGAUGAGGAAGAAUCUGAGGAUUCAGAUGAUGAUCUGAGCUGGACAGAGGAGGAGGAAGAGGAGGAAGCGAUGGGGGAAUAGUGACAUCAGUCAAGUAUGUAGAUAUGACCUCAGUGGUUCCCUUAGAGUCUCAGAGACCAGGAUGUGGUUGGCCAUAUGCUGUUAAUGAGCAGCAGUAAGCUGAAGGAGGGGAGAACAAAAGUGUCCAAACCGUGCUGUUUUUUCCCUUAAAUAAAUCUUGUAUUCUGCAGUUUCA
This is a messenger RNA of Suricata suricatta (meerkat), 2014 nucleotides long. It is a transcript of the gene ITGB1BP2, whose product is annotated as integrin subunit beta 1 binding protein 2. The coding region runs from base 793 to 1839 and encodes 348 amino acids. The record is from RefSeq and is a predicted model, not a curated record. The transcript is spliced from 11 exons. Lineage: Eukaryota; Metazoa; Chordata; Mammalia; Carnivora; Herpestidae.